AUCCAUCAUGACUCGUAUAACCUAAGUCAUCGUCGAUUUGAAACAUGUAGCCGUGUAAUUCUUUCUAAAAAUCCUUGAAACCUACAAGAUAUGCCUUCAAGCACACCUGCCAUAUUUUCAAAUAUCCGCUUGCAAACAUCAAUCAACAUGUCUCCGACUAUUGAAAGCGUUUAAAUUAAAAAUGGAGAAUUUCCCGUUGAAUUUCGUGGCAGAUUUCCUGACGCUGCAUAAUGAAUAUCGCGCCAAUCACGGUUCCUCUCCAUUAGAAAUCGAUGAUAAGUUGAACGAGCGGGCGCAGGAAUGGGCGGACAUAAUAGCGAAAAAAGACGUUCUCGAGUAUAGAUCGGAUCCUGAUUAUGGCGAAAACAUAUACCGAAGUUUCUGGAGGGACUUCCCUUAUGAGAUUAAACCGAAAGAUCCGCUGGAAAUGUGGUACGCAGAGGGUAACUAUUUCAAAUAUGGUGUGUGCGAUGUAAAAGAUUUGCAAUCUGUGCGUCAUUUCACUCAACUAAUUUGGAAGAAUACGGAAUCGAUAGGUCUCGGAUUGGCCAACGAUGACAGCGGCAAAUUUUACUUCGUUUGCAUUUAUUAUCCCCCGGGCAAUGUUGCCGGCGAAUUCGUGGAAAACGUGUUACCACCCACUCAGAAAGAGGAUCAGGAUCAGGAAUUGCCACCGGACGAGGCGAAGGACAUUCGAAAGACCAAGUCGGAUCCGGACGUGGUGAGGUCUAUGGAGCGGAUAUACGCCGUACCAUCGGAAAAGCUGCGUGUCUGGUCUAUUUGGCUCACGAACAUCGGGGAAAUUGCCGACGAAUGGCAGAAGUGGUUACGUGCUCACAUCGAUUUUGUUAUAAGGCUCGCGGAAGAAUUGCAGAAGGCCGAUGAAGCCUUGAAACAGGAGGAGGAUGGAUACCAGCCAAGAAUCGAGCCGAGCGAAGUCGCGGCGGAUCAGGAAGAAGAAGAAGUUCCUCGUCAAGUCGAGGAUUUUGAUCAAGGAACCAUAGAGGAAACGAGCGAAAUUUCCCUGGCUAGAACAGUUACAGAUGUGACGUUAACAACAGAAUCGCGAGAGACUAUAGAAGCAAAAUCGAGAGAAACAUUCAAAGAAGAAUCGGAAGAAACAUCACCAACGAAAUCGGGAGAAAUGUUAACAGCGAAAAGAUCAAACGAAGAAGAAUUCGCGAAGAUUUGGCCCAUAGGCACACCAUGGGAGCAUUCAGGAAUAGAGGAAGAGGAUGACAGCGAGCCGUUCGAACGACUGCCCUUACCGAGGACCGAGGAAGAGAUGAGAGAAUUUCUAAAGAAUUUUACGCACGAGGCGACCAUCUACCGAUCCUAUUAUAAGCAUUGGAAGGACACUGCCGAUCUGGCAAUCAAGGAAGUCGGAGGUAGAUUGGUGAUAGCAACGUUCCUGGUGCAAGGCUUGGACAAGUUUGGCAAAGUGAAGGGUCCGCCUCGUCCAAAACUAUUAGUGAGCCCGAAAUCUGUACGGAUUUCACGUAAGGGUAGAAAGCCUAGGAGAAGUGGGAAACGUGGCACGAAAUCCAGCGGGAUUUCUUUGAAUGAAAAGUCCGAGGGUGACCCGAUUUAUACCGCGCCACAUGAAUCAGCACCACAAACAGUCACGGUCGACGAGGAACAGGAAGAGCAAGAGAAAGAGGAAGAGCAAGAGGAACGGGAAGAGCAAGAGAAACAGGAAGAACGGGAGGAACAGGAGGAGCAGGAAGCUACGUCGACCAGGGAACCAUUGAAGGAAUCGUCAAAAGUAUCAGUGUCUGCAGAAACGAUGGAGAAAACGGCUUCGAAGACUGGCAGGACUACAGUGGACGAGUCGAAGAUUGCUUCUGUAAGGAGCCAAUUCGUAAUGGUGGAGGCUGACGAUUUCGUGAGGGACAAUGCACGUUCUUCCGAGCCUGUGCCUUACAUCUUUUAUUUGACGGCGGAGCCAGAUAUUGACGUAGCCAUAGAACACGAUGACGAAAAGGUCAUUCCAGCGGAUACCGAUCGCGAGCACAUCGUUGGCGCUUACAAACGCCUUUUCUUCAAUCUCACAGACAAACCCUGCAAAGGAGGGAAACCAUGGAUAUAAAAAAAUUAUAGGAAAAUCGAUUAAAUGUCAUAAAAUUACAAGCAAUAAUGAAAGAAAUUUUUGCAGCAACGCAGGUGCAGGCAUCGUUCGUGGCGCCAUUAAAUGUAAAUCGAAUCGAGCGAAAUGGUAAGCGAGUGUAAUCUAGUGGGUAAUUGACAAAUAUUUUCUAUCGGAUACAGACAAAAUUGUGGGAUUGCAGCUAUCGAAAAAGUAACGAACCAUUUGCACAAUAAAAAAUAAUGCAGCUGCAUGGAGCGUUAGCAAAUGUUUGCACAAUCUCUCGACAAUAAUUCAUUUCGUUGCUUGCUGCUCGUGAUACUGAUAUUUAAUAGUACAAAUACCACGAGCGAAAGAAAAAUCCCGAACGAGAACAGAAACUCAUCUUUGGAAUAAUUUCGAUGAAAUCGAACUCGGUUAUGAAUUUUCAAGUAAGAUCAUGGAAUUAAGAUUUCUUUGGUCGAUUUUCUUUAGUAAUUGAUUUUUCGAGCACACGGAGCCUCGUUGCGACUAUCAGAUGGUCGGAUAACAACUACGCGUCGGAGAAAAAUAGCGAAAAAUCGAGUCGUCGCUGGCAAGACAGGUAAUCUUCGAUCGGAAUUUUUCGGUUACGAACUCUGCGCGGUGACUGGUAAUAAAAUUCAUCGAUCAGUUGGAAACAUAAAGUUUGAAACGAGUUUAUGCCAUUUUUCGCGGCAGCUGCCUCUCCUCGUCCCGACAGAUUUCGUCCGCAGGUUGACUGGUGUCUCAUGACGAGCAAACUCUACCACGGCUGCAUUUAGAUUCCGUGUAAUAUCUGGAUUCGACAUCAAAGACGAUGCUUCCUGUCAGAGUCAUCCAACGUAACCGAUGUCGGAUCCACCAACGGCUUAUUAUACAACGUCAAAGCUUAUGUCCGUGUUUGGCCUGUUCUGGCAUAACAGACGUAAUUUUAGCCACAGUUUUCCAUAGAAAUAUAUCUCCCGUAGAAGGUUCAACUGGAAAAUGGAGGAAGAAUUUCGUUCGGUGUUUGUCAGCACUUUGUUCGAUAAUUUCCUUUUCACAAAAAAUUCUUUCGUUCGUUCCUAACCUAUACCAUAAGAUGAUUCUUUCGCCGGUUAGCUCAGAUGCAAUGUCUCCAUAGCGAUAAAAUCAAGUGGAUAUAUAACACGGAGCAAAGUUUGACGUCAUCUAUCAAGUGGCAAGGUUUUGUUUCUAUCAAGAAACACAAAUGUACUUGAUAUUAUACUGUUGUUACUUUUUAAAAAGUGUUUCAUUCAAAAGUUUCCGGUGAUCGCUAAAAGAAUAUCGAUCACUUUGAAACAAUUAAUAUUUCGUGAGUUUUCUUACUUUACUAUGUCUUCCAGAGAUCUUGUCGAUUAAUUUUUUAAUAAGUUCAUUUCGCUAAAUGUUCUUCGGACUGUUAUUCCUGUUUCUCAUUCUACAUUUCACGCGACCUGAUACCAACCUUUCAUUUUUCAAAUUUCGCCCGUCUGCUACGGCUCGAGGUACCUCGAAGAUGUUAACUUCGAUACGAUCGAUCUUAAGAUCUUGUCAUGUCGUAGGAUGACGCACAAAGGGAAUCCGAAUCCUAUGGAAAAGUUGAGAAAGUCGAACGAAGAUCUGUUCGAGUCGUCUUCUCGAGUUACAGCGCAACACCUGUAACGUAUAGUUGGGAAUUUCCCAAGCACAUAAAUCAACAAUGCGGCGAAAAGUAACUGGUCUAUGGACGAACUGCUAGACCGAUGUUUGCCAUGGAACUUUCGAAAUUCUAGAAUUCUGGUUUGUGUCCGAGGCGUCACCUACCGAUGUCGUAGCAAGGGUUCUACAUCGAUCGUUCUUCGCCGCGAUGUUAUAGUUGUCGUUCACUGCGAGCGCUUCAGAGAGACUAAUUAAGAACUACACAGGUGUAAUUAUCGGGAACACAAGGAAACAGGUAGCGUGUACGCUGCGAGGAUCGUACGAGGCGCAUUAUCCAGCGGUGUAAUUAAUUUUGAACGAUACCAAGUUUCAACGUGUCCAUGGUUACCAUGUUCUUGUGUGAGUUCAGGAUAUUUUCUACCAUAGGUAGAAGGUACAUACCAGUCACGAAGAAAGAGAGUAACGCGAUACACGAGAGUCGUGUUAUCGAUUUAAUAUUAAACGAAUAAUAAAAAAAUAUCGUGAAAAUUACGAGUUAUAGCAGAUACAGGAAUUAGACAAUUUUUUACGAUUAUUACACAACUUGAAUAAAAGUACAAUUGAUUUAAACUACAUAGACGAUCGUUAAAACUCGGAGAUUUACUUACAACUCUCUCGGAUUCCAAUCACAUCGUAUUCUUAAGUAACUCGAACACAAUGAGAAGUUCGCCUCGAGGUAUACGUCCAGACGAGCUCUUAUGUGAGAUGAAUUUGGUAUCAUGAUACUUACCCACGUUCAACAGCUUUGAGACAGUGAAAUAUCAUUUCGACAUCUACGCUAUCUGCCAUAGAUAUUAGGACACCU
Messenger RNA from Bombus impatiens (common eastern bumble bee), 4550 nucleotides. Its product is annotated as FK506-binding protein 5-like. NCBI's taxonomy places the organism in Eukaryota, Metazoa, Arthropoda, Insecta, Hymenoptera, Apidae. The record is from RefSeq and is a predicted model, not a curated record. The transcript is spliced from 11 exons. The coding region runs from base 182 to 2089 and encodes 635 amino acids.